AUGAGCCACGCAGUUCGCUUCACCAGGCCGCGAAGCCGUGCGAACUCGGUGCUGUUCUGGGCCGCCGCACUCGAAGAGUCGCAGCGGCCACACAGAGUGGCGCCGCCCCUCCGUGCGACUAGCGGCCGGGCAGACACGACCCCGGCUGAAGAGCAACAGCAGCAGACCGAGCAGCAGGAGGGAGAAAGGGAUGAGGAGAAGGAGAAGGAGGAGGCAACGCAACCACAAGAGAAGGCGGGAACGGUAAUACAGCCAGAGCAAGUUGUUUUAAAACACGAAUCGCAGUCACAACAGGAGUUGGUCAUAGAGAGAUUCCCCGUUGCAGCGGCGGAUCGAUUAGGCGACCUUGAGGAACGAAGUCCGAAGCGCCCCCGCACCGAGGAGAGUGACGCAGCGCAACAGCAGGAACAGCCGCAGGAGCAGGAACACCAGAGUGGGGACGCCGCCACCACCACCACCACCGGGCUGGUGGCGCCGGGCCCUGCUGCGCACCGCUUCGAGGAUGUGCUGCCGGUGAGCGAUGCGCUGCUGCAGGGGCUGCUGGGUCCUGUAGCCAUUGACGUGGAGCUGAGCGGCACUAUUCCGCUGCUGCGCGAUCCCCACGGCUUCGCGGCGGCACUCGCGGCAAUGGAAAAGGCCAGUUGCGACGUGCUGCGCAACUUCCAAGCGUCAGUGCAGCUCUUUUUCAUUGUACGUGGGGAGUCCUACUACACACUCGACGCGGCGAAGUGCCCGCCGGUUGUGUUUCUCGCGCGACUUCUUGCCGCCCCCGCGGUGACGAAGAUACUGCUGCAGGCGCCGUGUGUGUACCGGCUGCUGUUCCUGCUCCUCGGCACCGACCGCGUGGUGGUGCACAACGUCAUCGAUGUGGCGGUGUGGGCGGCGGUGGUUAGCCGCGUGGGUGGGCCGCGCCCGUGGCUAAAAGCGUGUACAAAGGCGCAGGAGCUGAUGCAGCUGCUGCCAGAAUCUGAGCGAGAGGUCAUUGCGGUACGGCUGCAGAACGCCACGCAGGCUGCUCGGUACGAUUCCACGGCGUGGAGAGACGGUAACGAGGACGAAUCGGUGGAGUCAUCAAUAUCACCAACGCUGCUGUCGUCUUCGAUGAGCACAGUGGCGGCGGUGCCGCUCACGCAACUGGUGGAGCGGCUGGAGUCGCUGGCCACUCUGCACGCGUACUACGACGCGUACCUCAGCUCAGUUGACAGCAGCGGGGCGACAGGUAAAGUGUCAACGCCACUUUCCGCCGUGUGCCGCCUGGAGACACGUGUGACCUUCCUCUGCGAGGUCAUGUCAUACCACGGCAUGUUUAUUGAGAAGCGGCUGCACGACGACAUGCUCCACGACCUGGACACACAGGUGGCGGCCCUGAUCGAAGAAGGCAACAAAGUGCUACGGGCGGUGGUGCCACGUGAUGGUGACAACGAUGUUGAUAUGGAGACCGCUACAGCAAGGGAUCUUGUUGUUCUUCUUCUUAAGCAGCAGCAAGGCAGUCUCCCUCGUGGAGAGGGUAGGUGGGAGCAGCAGCUGCAGGACCUGUCUGCACGCCUUGCUGAAAAGGGCGACAGCGGGGGGAAUGUGGCGCACAUAUGGCUGGCAUUACAAGAACGUCUCGCGUUUAGACGCUCAUUGCGUGAAAUUUUUUCGAACGGCGCGAGGAUUCAUGCAAGACUCUUUGCCGUUCCAGAACUAACAACCGGGUCGGGCAACGACACUGACGACUGUAGAAGCGCUGACAGCGAGGCGGCGAAGCAUCGUCUCUUCUUCUCUGUGCAUCCGAGCUGGGUAGUUCAUCAUGCCAGCACCGCCCGGCUCUACUGCUCGAAACCGAAUCUUCAGACACUGCCGAAGAAACCCUCUUUAUGCCGCUACGCACUGCCGUCGUCGACUGCCACCACGAUCCUCUCCAAUCCAGAGUGGACAUUGCGGCACCUGUACGGUGCACCCCCCGAGUGCUCUCUCCUGUCGUUUGAUUUCAACCAGAUCGAGCUGCGCGUGUUGGCGCACUUGAGUGGUGAUGCGCUUCUCGUGGAGCAACUCCGCGGCGGUGUGGAUGUGCUCGCUGAGAUGGCGCGCCGCAUUAUUGGACUGCACCGCCCCGAGGAUGUGCAGCCGUACAUGCGGCAAGCCGUCAAAGUAGUGGUGUACGGCCUUCUAUACGGCAUGGGGCCUGAACUGAUGGAUCAGCGCCUGCGCCAACUUUAUGCGGAGUCUCUCGUCGAUACAUCAACGGCAGCGACAGAACGGCCACCCCUCUCUGCGCUUCAGUUCUUACAUGCCUUCAAUCGGUGUUACCCAGGCGUGCGUGGCUUUCUGAAAAACACGCGCCUUCGCGCCUUUCACGAGCGAUCUUGUGUGACGCUGAGCGGCGUGUGGAGUUUGUCUGGCGAGUUGGACGACAAUCGGCGGAAGCAGAGCUCUGUGUCGCUGGCCAUUCAGGGCGGUGCGGCUGUAAUUCUCCACCACGCAAUGCUGGAGGUGCAUGAGAGGCGCCACGAGUUUGUGCCGUAUUUUCCCGCGGCUCCAGUGGCGCUUGUCAUGAGUGUGCACGACGAGCUGGUGUACGUUGUCCCUGACAGCGCGGUAGGCAUUCUGGCGCCGAAGAUCAAGCAGGUCCUCGAGCGGCAAGCGACGGCACUCUCGCUGAGCGUGCCGCUGCCGGUUUCGGUGAAGGGGGGAAAGACGCUUGGCACGUUGGAGCCGCUGCCUGUGUAG
Trypanosoma grayi is the source of this 2712-nucleotide messenger RNA. RefSeq names its product DNA polymerase theta (polymerase domain only). The coding region runs from base 1 to 2712 and encodes 903 amino acids. Gene Ontology annotation, biological process: DNA-templated DNA replication; double-strand break repair. The transcript has a single exon. The record is from RefSeq and is a predicted model, not a curated record. Lineage: Eukaryota; Euglenozoa; Kinetoplastea; Trypanosomatida; Trypanosomatidae. Gene Ontology annotation, molecular function: DNA-directed DNA polymerase activity; DNA binding.